Messenger RNA from Heteronotia binoei (common prickly gecko), 4165 nucleotides. RefSeq names its product DDHD domain containing 2 (gene DDHD2). NCBI's taxonomy places the organism in Eukaryota, Metazoa, Chordata, Lepidosauria, Squamata, Gekkonidae. The transcript is spliced from 18 exons. Gene Ontology annotation, molecular function: triacylglycerol lipase activity; metal ion binding; protein binding. The coding region runs from base 162 to 2270 and encodes 702 amino acids. Gene Ontology annotation, cellular component: COPII-coated ER to Golgi transport vesicle. The record is from RefSeq and is a predicted model, not a curated record.
GAGGCCCGGCUCGUGUGCGGGUCAGCUGCAGCCCAGCGGAACGUAACGCCGGCCCUUGUCAGCAGAGCUGGCGCAGAAAGGCGAGAAGCAAGCCAGCAAGCAGGCGCCCGAGCCCAGGAGACGUCGCGGCUUGGCCGCCUGGGGUCAGCCCGCGUAGUGCAAUGUCAGCAGCGGAACCACAACCAACGGAGGUUUCUCCAUCAUUAAAUUCAUCCAGCUCCUUUGAGGCAGCGGAAGCAGAUACAGCAAAUAAAUAUGAGCCCGUUUCCUCACACUGGUUUUAUUGCAAAGAAGCUGAUUCCAGAGAAAGAUGGAUUCCCUUUAGUGGACAAGAUUCUGAGAAGUUAGAACAUUUUUACCAAUCCAGUAAAGAUAGUGAGGAGUUGGUUGUGCCAACAGAGGGGGGCAGAUAUGACGUGUUUUUGAAAAAGAGGCUCCGUUGUGCUGUCUACUGGGAGGAAGAAGACUCUGAAGUCAGGCGCUGCACUUGGUUUUACAAAGGAGAAAAAGACAACAAAUAUAUUCCGUACUCUGAAAGCUUCAGUGAAAAGUUGGAGGAAACAUAUAUGAUCUGUGUCACACUAGAUGAGUGGAAGAGGAAACUAGAGUCACCUUCUAGAGAAAUCAUAAUAUUGCAUAACCCAAAGCUGAUGGUACAUUACCAUCCAGUAGCAGUCUCCGAUGACUGGGGUGCAAGUCCCACAGAGCAAGGCCGACCAAGAACAGUGAAGAGAGGAGUGGAAAAUAUCUGUGUUGAAAUCCCUAGUGGAGAGCCUCUGCAAAUAGAUCAUUUGGUUUUUGUUGUGCAUGGAAUUGGACCAGCCUGCGAUAUACGGUUCCGUAGCCUUAUUCAGUGUGUUGAUGACUUCCGCAAUGUUUCCUUGAGCAUGCUGCAAGCACACUUCAAGAAAGCUCAGGAGGAAAACCAAAUUGGCCGAGUUGAAUUCCUUCCAGUGAACUGGCACAGUACUUUACAUACUGGCGUGGAUGUAGACUUGGAAAGAAUCACCUUGCCAAGCAUCAACCGCCUGCGUCAUUUUAUCAAUGACACAAUCCUGGAUGUUUUCUUCUAUAAUAGCACCACCUACUGUCAGACCAUUGUAGACACAGUUGCUUCCGAAAUGAAUCGGCUCUAUCUGCUCUUCUUGAAAAGGAACCCUGACUUUAAAGGGGGAGUUUCAAUAGCAGGGCACAGUUUAGGAUCGCUUAUACUGUUUGAUCUUCUCACUAAUCAAAAAUGCACCACAGAGAGAGAAGAAGAUAAUAACAAGGGAUCCUGCACGUCAGCAUCCAGUGAAGAAGGCUCUGAGUCAGUAAAGGACAUCUUGAAGGAACUUGAGCUUUUUGAAUAUUAUUCUGUGUUUGAGAGGGAGCAUGUGGAUAGAGAAGCACUGGCUUUGUGUACAGAAAAAGAACUUAAAGAGAUGGGAAUUCCUUUGGGACCUAGAAUGAAAAUCCUGCACUACUUAAGGAACAAAUGCAGCAACCAGGAUUCCAAAAGAGAAAAACCUGCAAUGGCUUGGGAAGAUGGAGAUGUCAAGCAAAAGGUGCCCAUAAAACCCACAAAUAUGAAGUCCAGUUGCCAGUGUUUGGAUGUUGUGACAGGACAGGUUUCUGCCAAUUACCCUCAGCUGAUCUAUAAGCCGCAGAUCUUCUUUGCCUUUGGGUCUCCUAUUGGGAUGUUUCUCACUGUACGAGGAAUAAAAAGGAUUGAUCCAACGUACAGCCUGCCUACCUGCAAAGGUUUCUUCCAUGUCUUUCAUCCCUUUGACCCAGUGGCAUACAGGAUUGAGCCCUUGAUUGUCCCUGAUGUGGAAUUUGAACCUAUGUUGCUUCCUCAUCAUAAAGGCAGGAAAAGGAUGCAUUUAGAGCUGAAGGAGGGCCUCACUCGGAUGAGCACUGACAUAAAAAACAACUUGCUAGGCUCUUUGAGGAUAGCCUGGCAAUCAUUCACCAGGGUCUCAUUGCCAGCUGUGGAGGCAGGGGCCACCGGAGAUACCGAACAGGAAUCGGAAACUGAAGCCAGUUCAGAGAAGCAACCUGAUGAGAAACCCGAGGAGCUGGAAGCCACAUCAAUUAAUGUGGGCAUGCUUAAUGGGGGCCACCGCAUUGACUAUGUGCUUCAAGAGAAACCAAUUGAAAGCUUUAACGAAUAUUUGUUUGCACUGCAAGGCCAUCUCUGCUAUUGGGUGUCGGAAGACACAGCACUGUUGCUGCUGAAAGAGAUUUACCAAACGCAGGGCAUCAGCCUGGACCAGCCUCUCCUGUAAAGCCAGACUGACAUGCUGCAUCAGUCUAGUUACCAAAUAUAUAGUCCGAAGUGGAAGCUUGUCAAGACUUCCUGUCCCAUCGCCUCCACCUUCUCUCAUCUGUCGCUGAUGCGCCCAGCAUGCUUCACCCCCACAACCUGGAGCAUUCCUUGUCCCAGUAACAGCGGAAGUGUGGCAAGCAUUUUUGGCCUCAUACCAUACUUGUUGCACACUGACUCUCCGGGCUGUGCCCUCUGGCUUAGAGGCAGGUGUGUGUUAAGUUGCAAUACCAGCUAUGUCGAAUCUAGAACUGCACUAGAUGUGGCUAGAAAUCGGUGCUAGAACUUCACAUCACUACUUUGGCUGGAAACCUCUGGGACAAGAGAGCAGCAUUGGUUAAGGUGAUGUCACGUUUGAGUGAAUAACUCCUUAUUGUGUCUCUGUGGGGGUAUAUUUAUAAACCUUUGUUGUGUAGCAGCACUUGUGUAUUCCAGCAUCACGGUUUUGUUCUCUAUGGAUUUAUUUUGUUCUGUACCCUUCCCUGCUGCUGCUUUGCCCAACAGGUGGAGCUACAGACCAAAGCAAGAGGUUCUCCAAACCCAUUUUACUACAGUCAGGCCUGCUCUGCUGACCAUUGUCAGGUGAUCCGUACAGUGGCUGUGUUGGGUGGGGGGGAUGGGGACAAGAUGCUUCCAUAAGGAGAAACUGACAGUUGUGCGGAAAGCUGCAAAUUUGCUCCUUUUUUGUACGCUCCCAAGAUGUGACCUGUUGACUCAGUUGUGGCACUGUGAGCAUAUUCAUUAUACCCCAUAUUGAUAAGCAUGAGAUCCACCGUGGGCUUUCCCAGCUCUCCUUUGUGUAGUGUGUUGUGCAAGCAGCUGUUCGUUCCAUGAAGGUGGAGGGUCCUGAGGAUAGCUGUGCACAGACACAUUUUGUUCAGCUGCAGCAAGAAGAGCACAUUUUGCUCCAAGAGUGCUGGAAAGAAAAUCCAACGUUGUCAGAGAACCUAUAGUGCGAGGCAUUGUAGUGAUCAGCGAGAGAACAUCAGUAUGCAUAGCCAACUCUGAAAGUUGGGAUCAAGAGGAAGAGCAGGGCCACUUGCAGCACGUAGGCAGCCUGCUUUACACAAUAUGUUGCCAAAUGUAAACCCUGGCGAGUGAUGGGGCCCUAGUAAGCAACAAGGAAUGACCAGUCCGGCCUCUGCUUACUUCCAUGGAGGUCAGUUUCCUCUUGGAAUCCCAGUCAAUUGACCAUUAGGAGACAGUUCACAUGACCAGGGUGAUAAUUCAGAAGGCAGACCAAAUGGUUUCUCUUGGCUACAGUGAAAAGCAUAGCAAAGGCCACUCAUGCUACUGAAAUAGGAUGUCAGUCAGGUAGAAGAGGUACUGUACUGUGACUGCACAGGGGCUUCAUGUGCUCACACUGGGGGGCUAGGUUAUAAACCAGGGACUGUAGUACAAUUGCACAGCUACUUCAUAUGCACUAGCCCUAAAUCUUGGCACAACUGUUUAGUAAAAAAAGUGUCCCUUGUUUCCAGGUAUUUGCUCACAGUUCAGGAAAGCUCUUCAACAAGAGCGGUAGCCAGCAAUGUAUUCCUUGGUGGGUGUUUUUGGGGUGGGUGUGAUCAUGCUGUACUCUUUGUAUACUCUUAUCAAUACAUCCUGUCUCAUGGGUUAGUCUCCCUAUGUGAUUGCACUCUUGCCCCUGCCUCACUCACCACCUCAUCCACCAGUGCUUCAGCUGCGACUGAGCAACAACACCAUUUGGUGUGACCGAGUUCUGGGCUAGAACCUCUGGGGGUGGAUACAGAAAAGAAUCCAGCCUUGGCCAGUCGGGUCACAACAACAGCUGUUGAAAUUUAUGCACUUUGUAAAAUAUGUCUAUUAAAAAAGUUAUUUAAUCUCUUUUUCAGUAAA